Molecule: messenger RNA, 651 nt
Organism: Cherax quadricarinatus
Lineage: Eukaryota; Metazoa; Arthropoda; Malacostraca; Decapoda; Parastacidae
Gene: Naa20A
Product: N-alpha-acetyltransferase 20 A
Biological process (GO): N-terminal peptidyl-methionine acetylation
Cellular component (GO): NatB complex
Molecular function (GO): protein-N-terminal amino-acid acetyltransferase activity
Source: RefSeq, a predicted model, not a curated record
AGAAGAAGAAGAAAGAAGAAGAAGAGUGUGAGCUGUGAGAGGCUCUUAUAACCCACAACAACAACAACAUGACGACCUUAAGACCAUUCCGGUGUGAAGAUAUGUUUCACUUUAAUAAUGUUAACCUGGACCCACUAACAGAGACCUAUGGACUCUCCUUCUACCUGCAGUACCUAGCUCACUGGCCAGAGUACUUCCAGGUGGCUGAGUCCCCUAGUGGCGUCAUUAUGGGCUAUAUCAUGGGUAAAGCUGAAGGCCAUGGAGAAAACUGGCAUGGCCACGUUACUGCAUUAACUGUUGCUCCAGAGUAUCGACGACUGGGCCUGGCCAAGCAGCUCAUGGCCAUCUUGGAAGACAUCUCUGAGAAAAAGCGCUGUUACUUUGUUGAUUUAUUUGUGCGAGUGAGUAACCUAGUAGCUAUAACCAUGUACAAGAAGCUGGGCUACAUUGUUUACCGCACAGUGUUGCAGUAUUACUCAGGAGAUCCUGAUGAAGAUGCUUAUGACAUGAGGAAGGCAUUGUCUCGAGAUGUUCAUCAGAAAUCGGUGGUCCCAUUAACGCAUCCUGUUAGACCUGAAGACAUAGAAUAGCAGUUAAGGGCUGUUCUAUAUUUAUUAAUGCAGUUUGUUUCAAAAUAUAUAAAAGUAUUCA